AUGUCCGUCAACUGGUGUGAAACUUGCCGAAAAUACACCAAUAACUGCGGCUGUUCCACCAACGCGAAUCAGGGCACCGGCCAGUUCGUCAACGGCUUCUACGUAAUCCGAGGAGAGAAUCUCAGCCCACUGGAAAGCGGUAGUGGCGGUUCAUCUUCAAACGGAUCAGGGGCUAGCGGCAAUGGGACCUCCAAUGGAGCCUCCAACGGAACCUCGAACAGGCAGUCGAACGGCAACAACUCCAAUGGGAACUCAAACGGGUCUUCGCGCAGGCAGUAA
Molecule: messenger RNA, 279 nt
Organism: Pyricularia pennisetigena
Lineage: Eukaryota; Fungi; Ascomycota; Sordariomycetes; Magnaporthales; Pyriculariaceae
Exons: 2
Coding region: 1-279 (92 amino acids)
Source: RefSeq, a predicted model, not a curated record